This is a messenger RNA of Colias croceus (clouded yellow), 3861 nucleotides long. RefSeq lists its product as uncharacterized. Lineage: Eukaryota; Metazoa; Arthropoda; Insecta; Lepidoptera; Pieridae. The coding region runs from base 262 to 3306 and encodes 1014 amino acids. The record is from RefSeq and is a predicted model, not a curated record. Gene Ontology annotation, molecular function: protein serine/threonine kinase activity; ATP binding. Gene Ontology annotation, cellular component: cytoplasm; nucleus. Gene Ontology annotation, biological process: intracellular signal transduction; protein phosphorylation; positive regulation of apoptotic process. The transcript is spliced from 13 exons.
UUUUAAAGCACUAGGUACUUGCUGUGUUACCUGUGUAAUGAUAACCGGUCUAUGGGUCUUGCACAUUAGUUGAAACAUCCGCGCCGGCUGCACCUAACGCACCGCCUCACCGCGCUCCGCUAUUUCCGAAGUUUGCCGUGGACAUACAUAAGACAAAAGCAGUAUUUAUGGUUAUGGAAAUAUGGACCACCAGCGAAAUUAAUUAAUAUUGAUAGCCAGUUUUACAUCGUCUGAACCGGAGCAAAGUGAUACUAAAACAAAAUGUUUCGGAACGAACCUGAAGUACAAAUGAUUGAUAUAGAGGAAUGUUUAAAGGAUGUUAUUGCGGAUGAGGACACAAACGUAGUGUUUGAAUGUAAGAUCGCUGGAGAAUGUCAGAUACCAGAGGACGAAAUUAGUGCGACUUGGAUUAAAGAUGGUGAAAUUUUGCACUCAUCCCGUCGGAUGAGAAUAAGCAUAGGAGGAAAAUGGCACCGUCUCGAAAUAAGGGGUAUCACUGCGAACGACCAGGGCGUCUACAUAAUAUUAUUGCAACAUUUUGGUGUCCAAUCUCUAUCAAAGGGCUACCUUUACGUAAAGCUCACAAAAUCUCUGGCGAAUGUUCCGCUGUACUUAACAGCGGCCCCUCGACACAACUUUGGUGCCGUUAGACAUCUAGUACACACAAAAGUUCCAGUGGGUGGGAUUAUAGAAUUGGAAGCCAGGUUUAAACAUCAAAAGACAGAAGAUUUCUUAUGGUUCAAGAGUAACCGUCCUAUCGUAGAAGAUGAACGCACGAUCAUUUUAAGUGAUGACAGAACGACCACUCUCUCUAUUCUUAACGCACAAGUAACAGAUUCAGGAAUAUAUCUGGUGAUGUAUAGAACUCGGUUCGGUUACGAGUCCUCUUUUACAGACGUGAUAGUUCUCGAUUUAGAACCAGCUAUAAUACAAAGGAGUGAACUAAUCCCCAGCAUUGAUGAACCGUUUCCACGCAUAAUGGAGGCUUAUUGCGGCGCAGAAGUGCGAAUGGUCGCAAAAGUCCAUUAUGACUCUAACACAGAAUUCUCGUGGGGCCGCGGCCCAGAACCCCUUCUAAUAAGAGCAAACAUGGAGGUCCAAUAUUUUAAUAAUAGAUAUGUUGCAUUGAAAAUGUUUUGCGUUGCUAUGGCUGAUGGCGGUGAAUACACGCUGUAUGCGCGCAACAGAAUCACUGGGUACACAGAAUCCACUACUUGCACAUUGCUCAUAAAUAAGCUACCCACCAAGAAGCUAACACCAACGAAGAUACUCAAACCUUUGGAUGCAGCCGUAGCUUGCGUCGGAUCGUCUUUGACGUUCAAGGUUGUGUUUGAGGCAGAGGACGCUUGCUUCUGUAGUGCCGUCUGGGAAGUUGGUAAAUUCAGAGUGGAGCGCACCAAUCAACACUUUGACGUAUACUGUAACGGCACGGAAUUUUAUUUAUUCAUCAAGAAGUUGGACCCAGACAUGGCUGGUCCCAUUGUGUGCGAGAUCCGCAAAUCGAUUCCUGGCAGGAAGCCGGUCACGCUGUGCGUUUCAGCUGCAAAUCUGACAAUUGUACCACCCUCGGUAUUGGAGGGGCUACAGAGGGACGGGUCCGAUGUCGAGCCAGCUACAAACGGAUUCUAUAACGUUUCCAAGAAGGUUUCUAUACCAAUUAAUGGGAUGGCUAUUGCGGGCGUACCUCCUGGAGAUAUGGAAUCGCCAGUUGCAACUGAUAUGGGAGAAAAAGAUUUUUGUUUGAAAAUUCAAUACUGCAAAUGCGAUCGAGAUAUCUACUUCCUGCUAGCGGAGGCAGAGGGCAUGCCAGAGGGCGCCAUGUUGACUGUGGAAGAGGAGCCUCAAGCCGGUCCAUCGAGUAGCAAUGCCAACAACAGAAUUAUCCUAUUCAAAUGGCCACCUGUUGGGGAUAAAUGGUACUCCGUAAAUAUCGAACAAACAGAAGAAGAAUUCACCGGCGCAGGAGUGUCUAGCACACCAUCAUUCCGCAUAAAGAAUCCUCCCUUGGAGAAGACCCUGAAGAUACGCGUGCUUGGCGUGGCUCCCAAUUCUGAUCACAAAGAGUCCACUGUGGAAAUAUCUGAAAUAAAAGUUGAAGAGAUGACGUACCCAAGGCACGUGCGCAUCCAGAAGAUGGAGCUGUUUUCGCAGCAGUAUCGCGAGACGGGCGAUACUAUUGGGCGCGGAGCUUUCGGCCAAGUGGUGCUCAUCAGAAACCAAGGCAGGCAGUACUACGCUGCAAAGACUAUGAGGACGAUUUUGCAGAAGAGGAGGGAUUCGGCUCGCAGGGAGUUUGAGCUGCUGAAGUCAUUGCAACAUCCCAAGCUCGUGAAGUUGUAUAUGGCUUACUCCACGAAGGACAACUUUGUUCUAGUGAUGGAUUAUCUGUGGGGCGGAGAACUCUUCGAUAGAUUGGUUGACGAGGAGUAUAUUAUAGAGCUAGACGUUAUUAUAUAUGUGCGUCAAAUAUGCGAGGGUCUGCACUACAUACAUCGUCAGAAAAUUGCUCACCUGGAUAUGAAGCCAGAGAAUAUCAUAUGCCUCAAUCCAAACAGUCGCCUGAUUAAAAUAGCGGAUUUCGGUCUCGCUCGCGCGAUACACGACAGGCAAAUUGUGAGAGCCAUUUAUGGAACCAAAGAUUAUGUGGCUCCUGAGAUAUUGAAUUAUGAGCCGUUGAGUCUCGCUUGCGACAUGUGGAGUUUCGGCGUGAUUAUUUACCUCCUAUUGUCAGGAGUGAUGCCAUUCCAAGGGAAAAAUUGGCUCGACUACACAGCCAACAUAAACAAGGCAUACUACAACUUUGACGAUCCAGCAUUCAGGGAUAUAUCUGAGCUAGCCAAAGAUUUCGUGAAUCGGCUCAUUGUGCUGAACCCCGCCAAGAGAAUGUCCUCCGCUGAGGCCAUCAACCACGAGUGGCUGCAGGAAGAGCCUCCGCUGGGGAUCGCCUACAGCCCCAUGCGGCGCGCUCGCGAAAAUCUGAGAGAAUAUCUCAGGACCUAUAGGGAGAGAUGGCAGCGAGCUGGCAAUUUGAUGAUUGCUGCUCAUCGUCUGCGCAGAAUUGUGAUAGAAGCUGCUCGCAAUCAUGAUGAAGAUCAGCAUGAUGUAAGACAGCAGGCUGAACAACAGCAGGCUGUACAGCAGCAGGCUGUACAGCAGCAAGCUGAACACCAGCAGGUUGAACAACAGCAGGCUGUACAGCAGCAAGCUGAACACCAGCAGGCUGAACAACAGCAAGCUGAACAACAGCCGGCUGAACAACAGCAGGAUGAAGAAAAGCAGGAAGAAGCUCCUGAACUCGUGACUUAAGCUGGAUAGCGUACUACUGAGUGGUAGUUUUAUGUUUUUAUUUCAAAUACGUUCCGAUCAAGAGAAGAACGUUCACAAUUAAUCAUAAUAUGUAGUGAAAAGUAGAAUUUGUGUCUAUUUAUUCCAAUUUGCGCAUAUUAAAGGAUUAAGUUACUCAUAAUGUCAUAUAAGAUCUUGGUGAUGUUUUGACUAUUAUACUACGUCAUGAUGCAAUGUGAAAAAUGUGCCAUGAAUAAUUUAAGUAAAGGUAAAAUUAAAAUCAGCGAGAGAGAAAUCAUAAGAGCAUAAACUCUGAGCUCACAAAUAUUAGAUCAUCGAAAGGGCAAUGUCGUAGUAUAUUGGUAGCUAUAAAGAAAUAGCGUUUUGCAUUAUAUCCAUUUUGAAAUUUUACGAACAUUAAUCAUAAUAUGUUAUCCAAAGUUGUAGGUUUAAAUUUUAGGCUAUAUUCCAGUUUUUCAAUUAGUCAAUCAUGUUACUCGUAAAUUUAGUAUUUAAUUAUUUAUUAUUAAAAUUAAGGUCUUGAAAUCAUGUACUCAAACAAUUAUAUGUAAACUU